AUGGUGGCGCAAGCUCAGGCCGUGACCGUGUCCCUCAAGGACCUCACCGAUGGCACCGUCUCGUUUGAGACCCUGCAGGCGGCCUUUGGGCCCGACUCGCUCGGCAUCCUGGUCGUCAAGGACGUGCCCCAGGACUUUGCCCAGCUGCGCCACAUGGCGCUCUCCUAUGCAAGCUAUCUCGGCAACUUGCCCGCGGCGGAGCUAGAGAAGCUCGAAAACGUCAAGGCCAAGUACCUCACCGGGUGGUCCCUCGGCAAGGAGACGCUCAAGAACGGGCAGGCCGACACCUUCAAGGGCUCCUACUACGCCAACUGCGCCUUCUACGUGGACCCGUCGCUCGAGUGCGCCGUGCCGACGGCCGAGUUCUCAGCCGACACAUUCCCCGAGUACCUGUCGCCGAACCUGUGGCCGCGCGAGGAGGUGCUCCCCGGCUUCAAGCCCGCGGUCACGGCCCUCUGCCGGCUCAUCAUCGACGUGGCCGUGCUCGUCGCCCGCGCGUGCGACCGCUUCGCCGAGCGCGAGAUCCAGGGCUACCCGCGCGGCUACCUCGAGCACGUCGUCAGCACGUCGAGCACCACCAAGGCCCGCCUGCUGCACUACUUCCCGCAGGGGCUGGACCGCAACGACGGCACCACCGAGGACGACUGGUGCGCCACGCACCUCGACCACGGGUGCCUCACGGGCCUGACGUCGGCCAUGUUCAUCGACGAGAAGGAGGUGAGCCCCGCGGUGCCGCGCGACGCCGCCGCGUCCGCCGGGUCGGGUGCCUCGCUACCGCCGCUGCAGGAGCUCGGCGCGUCGCCCGACCCCGAGGCCGGGCUGUACAUCAAGUCGCGCACCGGCGAGACGGUGCAGGUCAAGAUCCCGCGCGACUGCAUCGCCUUCCAGACGGGCGAGGCGCUGGAGCGCAUCACGGCGGGGCGGUUCAAGGCCGUGCCGCACUUUGUCAGGGGCGUGCGCGCGAGCGUCAGCGACGGCCGCGUCGCGAGGAACACGCUCGCCGUCUUCACGCAGCCCAACCUCGGCGAGGAGGUGGACAUUGAGCAGCACCUGACCUUUGGCGAGUUUGCGCGGGGCGUCGUGGCCAAGAACACGGUCUCAUAG
Messenger RNA from Purpureocillium lilacinum, 1104 nucleotides. RefSeq lists its product as uncharacterized. The record is from RefSeq and is a predicted model, not a curated record. NCBI's taxonomy places the organism in Eukaryota, Fungi, Ascomycota, Sordariomycetes, Hypocreales, Ophiocordycipitaceae.